Vigna unguiculata (cowpea) is the source of this 1438-nucleotide messenger RNA. Its product is annotated as transcription factor MYB48-like. Gene Ontology annotation, cellular component: nucleus. Gene Ontology annotation, biological process: regulation of DNA-templated transcription. Gene Ontology annotation, molecular function: DNA-binding transcription factor activity; sequence-specific DNA binding. NCBI's taxonomy places the organism in Eukaryota, Viridiplantae, Streptophyta, Magnoliopsida, Fabales, Fabaceae. The record is from RefSeq and is a predicted model, not a curated record.
UUAAUUAAUCAGAAACUUGGGCUUGAAAAUGCAUACAUAGGGGAAGGUGGAACUGGGGGAGAACAACAUCUGUCAGAUAAGUUCAACACGAAUAAAGCAGUAUGGGUAGAGGAAAAAAAAAGAAAAAAGAAAAAAGAAAAAAGAAAAAACGGUGAAAGUUACAUGAACAUAUUGAUCUAUUACUCUGAUUAUUUCCACGUAGCGGGUGAUGUCAUCAUGAGAAAAUGACCAAAUGAACGGUGGAUAUGCAAGAUGGCUUAUAAAAAAUAAACAGUGAGUGCGAGAAGGCGUAUAUAUAAGUGUUGGUAAUGGUUGCAUAGGAGGCAGCAAGUGAUAAAGAGAAAGAAAGAAAGAAAGAAAGAACAGUGGAGAGAAAAAGAUUCGAUUUUCAGAAGUUGUGGUGUGUGAAAAUGGUUCAACAGGAAAUUCGUAAAGGUCCAUGGACAGAACAAGAAGACUUCAAAUUGGUGUCGUUUGUUGGGUUGUUCGGAGACCGUAGAUGGGACUUUAUUGCUAAGGUAUCAGGUUUGAAUAGAACAGGUAAAAGUUGCAGAUUACGCUGGGUUAAUUACCUUCAUCCUGGUCUCAAACGUGGAAAGAUGACACCCCAGGAAGAAAGACUCGUGCUUGAGCUUCACUCAAAAUGGGGAAAUAGGUGGUCAAGAAUCGCUCGGAAGUUACCAGGGCGCACUGAUAAUGAGAUAAAGAACUACUGGAGGACCCUGAUGAGGAAAAAGGCGCAGGAGAAAAAAAGAGGAGAAGCUGCAUCAUCAUCAACAGCAACACCUUCUUCUUCUUCCAGUGUUCAUUCCUCAAUAUCAGUAUCCUCAAAGAAGCAUGAAGUGGAUCCACACGCUUCCAAAAAAGCAGGAGAAGAGAGCUUUUAUGACACAGGAGGAGCUUCAACCCAAGAUGAAGGUGAAGGUGAGUUCUCGAUGGAUGAUAUAUGGAAAGAUAUUGACAUGUCAGAAGAGAACAACAGUUUUGUUCAUGGGGAGAGUGAACAGGUGGUUUCUCCAUCUGCAUCAUCGUGGGAGUAUUGUUGUUGUGAUCCUCUGUGGGUGAUGAUGGAUGAGGAAAGUUUGUUUAUGAGUGAACCAUAUUUUUAUGCAUUAAGCGGCUGAUGAUAGUAUGAUAUUCUAUUCUUUUUCUUCCAACCAAUAUUUUGUUGAUAGCAUAUGUGUGGCAGUGGCAUGCACCUAAAGUCUAACCUGUAUAGCAUUGUUGCGUCUUUAAGCUUUUGGAAGGUGGUAGUAGUGAGUGUGACCCAGCUGUAAUAAUUUUCAGAUUAGCCAUAACUGUAGUUUAUAUAUCUCAAUGUUGGUUUCAGUGCUUUUACUUUCUAAAAUCAUCCAAUAGGAUACCGAGUUGGUACCUUCUCAUUGUAAAAUAUCAAACACUUGUUUGCAUCUCAAUUUCAGUUUUAAUUUCAGUCUCA